Messenger RNA from Diabrotica virgifera virgifera (western corn rootworm), 5349 nucleotides. RefSeq names its product membrane-bound alkaline phosphatase-like. The transcript has 7 exons. NCBI's taxonomy places the organism in Eukaryota, Metazoa, Arthropoda, Insecta, Coleoptera, Chrysomelidae. Gene Ontology annotation, biological process: dephosphorylation. Bases 58 to 1662 code for a protein of 534 amino acids. The record is from RefSeq and is a predicted model, not a curated record. Gene Ontology annotation, molecular function: alkaline phosphatase activity.
UGAUUAUAAUUUACAUAUCAUCUGCGAUUUUUAAGAACCGGUUAAAAAGCUGUACCGAUGCAAAUGUACAAGUUAUCGGUUGUUGUGGUGCUAUUUGUGGUGGUAGGUGAAGUUUUGUCCAAACAGAAGAAUAAGGAUAAAGGAAGAUUAGAACAACCCCUAAAUAUAUAUCAAGAUGAUGAGUUCCCAUUUCCUUAUAAACCGGUACGAAGUAGAUCAGAGAACGAAAUCGCUGCAGAAAAGGAUAAACAAUUCUGGUAUCGCAAAGCUGCUUCAGCUAUUCAAGAUCGACUUGCCAGAAAAAUAAAUCAAAAUAUUGCCAAAAAUGUGAUUCUAUUUCUUGGAGAUGGAAUGUCCAUUCCAACCAUAUCUGCUACAAGGGUUUAUAUAGGAGGAGAAGAACAACAGUUAUCAUUUGAAAAAUUCCCUUAUACUGGAUUUUCUAAGACGUACUGUGUGGACCACCAAACUGCAGAUUCGGCAUGUUCAGCUACAGCGUAUCUUGGGGGAGUUAAAGGAAACAGAGGUACAGUAGGUGUAACUGCAGCUGUUAAUAAAAGCAAUUGUACUGCUAUGAACGAUCCAAACAAUCAUGUCGAAUCCAUUGCUAGACUAUUUCAACUCAAAAAUAAAAGAACUGGUCUGGUUACUACUACUAGAGUGACGCAUGCUUCACCUGCUGGCGUUUAUGCACAUACUGCUAACAGACAUUGGGAAAGUGAUACUGACGUUCUGGACGACCACGAAAACCCCAAAGAAUGCGAAGAUAUAGCUCAUCAAUUAGUUUUUGGAGAAACUGGAAAACAUCUGAACGUGAUAUUAGGAGGUGGACGAAAAAAGUUUAUACCUGCUUAUGUGAAAGAUGAGGAAGGAAAAAGGGGCCAUAGAAGCGAUCAUCUGGAUUUAAUUCGCUUGUGGAUGGAACAGAAAGAGACGAUGAAAGCUAGCUACGAAUACGUGUGGAACAAGGAGCAGCUGUUGAAUUUGAGAAAUGAUACAGAAUAUUUGUUAGGUUUAUUUGAACCAAACCAUAUGCCGUACAAUUUAGAAAGAGACAACGAAACCGAUCCCUCGUUAGAAGAAAUGACAGAAGCAGCCAUUGAAGUCCUUCAACGUGGACCAGAGGGAUAUUUUCUUUUUGUAGAAGGCGGUAAGAUUGACAAAGCUCACCACGCUAGUGCUCCACAUAAAGCGUUGGACGAAACAGCCGAGUUUGCAAAAGCUGUCCAAAGGGCCGUAGAGUUGACUAACGAGGAAGACACGUUGAUAGUGGUAACAGCUGAUCAUGCUCACACCAUGAGUUAUGCCGGAUAUGCAAAACGUGGGAGUGAUGUGUUUGGGUAUGGAGGAAUAGCCAAUGACGAUGACUACUACACUAUUUUGAGUUACGCCAAUGGUCCGGGAUACAAAUCGAGGAAAAACAAAAAGCGAUAUGUGCCAUCAGAGGGAGAUCUAGAUAAAAUCAGUACCAAAUGGCCAGCAUUAGCUCCUCUUCGUGUGGAAACUCAUGGAGCAGACGAUGUUGGUAUUUUUGUAAGAGGACCCAAGGCUCAUCACUUUACCGGAGUAAUGGAACAGAAUGUACUUCCACAUUUAAUGGCGUUAGCAGCAUGUGUGACCGAAAACUCUUUAUGUGAUAAUAAUUAUAUAAAGGAACCUUAACAAACUAGCAUUACAAUGUCUUUAAUUGUAAAAAAACUAAUAUGUCCACCAAAUAGUGAUACUGAUUGUGAUAUGAAAAUUGUAAUUAUAUUGUAAAUAUAAUAUCAUAGGAGAGAACAUUUUGCCGGCAAUAUUUUCGACUGGUAUGAAAGUUUGUUGCCUGGUAUAAAUUAAAUUUUGACAGUUACAUCACGAGACGUCAGUCGAGUAAUUUCGUCAAAAUUUCAUAAGCGAAAAUUGCCAAAAGGCAAAAAACUUGAAUAAAACCAGAAGAAAAUUUUGCUGGUAUAUAAUUUUCUCUCGAGUGAUAUUCGACAAGACUAUUUCACGCGACAAUUAAUGCAUCAUAUCAACGAAACAUAAUCUUUAUUUAUUUGUUAACAAUAUUAAAUGUACAAUUAUUAUAAACCAUAGUAGUUUGCCUAUUCUUUUCUACCAAUGCAUGAUUUUGUGCAUAAUUGAUUUGGGAACUCGAAAGUCCAGCUUCAUUUGUUGUUCUGAGCUUUUCGAUCAACUUCUGGUGGUGACUGGAAUCCAGCCGCAGAUAUGGUUUUAAAGAGCUUGCAUUUGAGUGACCCGUUAAUUUAAUUAACUCCUGUUCGGAAACACCUUGCUUGAACAAGGCUGACACAGCUGAAGUUCGAUGAGAAUGGUUUGUUAUUUUAUUUUUUUUUUGUGUCUAUUCAAAUUUUUUUAGCUGAAAUUUUUGUCCACUUAGAUAUGGCGUUGAUUCCAAGUGGACAGUCUUUGAACCAAGAUCCAUCCUUCCAGUUGGGGUGAACGGUUAGAAAAAGAAUGUCUGAUAAAAUCUUUGGUCGCCUUUUUCCCAUUAAUUUCAAAAAUAAUCUAACUGGGCAUAAAUUUUCGUUUGAUGAAUUUCUUACCAGCCAUUUGCUGCUUGCCAAACUUUUCGAACCGCCUUGAUUUGUUUUGGAAAAAAUGCUGUUGUAUUCAAUUCGGCCUGUAAAUUCUCCCCUAACAUCAUAUUCCUUCUGGAAAAAGUGAAUCUUGCAGUUUACGGCCUCAUUACCUCUCCAAGCAGGUUCAAAUGAGCAAAGAUGAAAAAACUUUUUUUGUGCUCCAUCGGGGGUUUCCUCGUCGUAGCUUUGGAUGAUUUUGAAUGGUUCUUCGGUGGAUAAUGCUUUUGAACCGAAUUUUCUUUUUUCUUGAACACUUUGAUGCUGCCUCCGGUUGGUAUCUCUGGCCAAUCUUGCACAUGUGAAAAAUAUGUCUGUAAAAGGGUCGAUUUUUGUGCCGUACUCCGUAAAAUAUUUUUCUUGUACCAUUUUUGCUGUAGUACUCCACAUUGACUUUUCAGACGAUUCUUUAUAGUGUUCGCCAUUGCAUUUUUUCAUGUUAAAGGCAUAAUUCUCGAGAAUUUUUGCUAGUUCUCUUAUGGUAGUAAAUCUUUCAAGCAUAAAAUUUCUCACCCGUAGGAACUCCAAAAAUUGGGUCCAAAUAGAGCUUCCGGACCUCUGCGUGUUCAAUGGGAAAUUUUCCGAAACCAAUUUUUUUAUUUCUUCAUCUUACUGGCAUCAAAAUCUUGAUUUUUCGUGGGGAUUCAUUAUAUCUGUCAAAAAUUAAUUACGCCUCAAUGAAGUUUGUCAAACUGACAACAAGAUAAUUACCAGACAUCUUUGUGACGGAUCUGUCAUAAUUUUGUCGCUGAGAAAUCACGAACUGGGAAGGAGUUUUGUCAAUAAGAAAUGUGGCGUUGCUAUGACAUUUUAUCAGUUAAAAAUAGUCUAGUGAAAUAGUCAAUAAUAUAAACUAUAAAAGCUGCAUUACGACGAACAGCUAUGUAUGUACAGUUACGAUCACUGAAUAGUUUACACUGUAAUUUUUAUAUUGUAAUACCGUAAAAUUGCAGUGUCGUACGGAUUUGAUAAAUGUCAAAGUCAAAAAAUUUCAAAAAGUCAAUGCUUGUCAAAAAUUUUGCGAGUGUUGAAAAAUAAAAUAAAAUUUUAUCAAACUCCUGCAAAAUGGUUAGAAUGCAUUUGAAUAAUGCGCAAAAAGCAAGAGCAAUUGCCAAACUCGAAGAAAGUUGGUCACUAAGGCAAGUUGCUGCAGAUUUGAACGUGAACCAUAAUAUGUGAACUCCACAGAUCAACAAGAUGAGAUGUUAGUAGAUUAUUUGAUAGAGAAUCUCCUUUUGGCACAGUGGACUGAUAAAUUGUGCAGCUGCAGGGAAACCUUUUUGACUGAGGAUCACAAGAGGAGACGAGUUGCAUUUUGUAAGAAAUUUAUAAACCGUGAAGAGACCUUUUGGUCUAGGGUUGCAUUUUACUUCAUAUAACAAUGGUCGAGUAAACAGUUUAUACGCCGAGAAAUCAAAGGUAUGAUGAACAAUUUACGCAUCAUUUAACAAAUAGUGAAGGAUUCUCGGUCAACGUGUGGGGAUGGAUAAGUGCUAAAGGCCCGAGCGUUUGUUAUCAUAUAGAAGAAAAAUUAACAGGAUUACAUUACAAACAUAUUCUUGAGAACACAGUGUUGCCAUCGGUGAUCCAGAGAUUCCCCAACAACGACUUCACCUUCCAACAUGACAAUUGCCCGGUGUAUUCGAGUAGAAUUGUUCGAGAAUGACUGGAAGAAGCUCAUGUUAAUGUUCUUCCGUGGCCUUUCCCAAGUGCAGACUUCCCUCGUCGAAAAUGUGUGGGCAGAGUUAACAAAGAAACUAAAUGAAAGAAACCUUAGAAAGACCACGAAAUAUAAUUGAAUUAUGGGAAGCAAUUGAGCAGGCAUGGGAAGAGCUUGUUGACUACAUGAGGGGACUGGUGCUAUCUAUGAACAUAAGACUGCAAAGUUGUAUAGACAAUAAUGGAGCUUCCACCAAAUAUUAAUUAUUGUUUAUUAUUUAUCAUUAUAUAUCAUUAUUUAAUAUAAAAUAAAUUUAAAAUAAAAUGGAUAUUUUAAAACCAAACUUCCUUAUUUUCGUUUUUAAAAUCAUAAUCUAUUUUAAUCAAAAAAAACUUCUUUCUAUACUUUCCAUUUUGUUAAAUUUUGUAAAAUAUAAUAUUUUGAUUUUUUAAUUUUAAUCGACCUGUUGUAGGUACACCGCUGGUAACGUCACUUUGACGUAAAAGUUGCGUUUAAACGAGGUAAAAAUUUAAAAAAUCGGCUUCUAGAUACGUAAGCCUGUAAACUAUUCAAUGACCGUAACUGUACAGCUGGUUCCUAAAAAAACUGUUACGCCUCUUAGUAAGAUUUAAACAUUUUGAGCAGUGUAUGAUUGGUCUGACAUUAUAUUAUAUUUAUUAUGACAGACAAAUAAUAAAAUAAACAAACAAACAGCCAUUUUUAGAGGUUGAACAGAAUAAGUUAUCUGACAAAUUUUAAGAUUUGGCAGUGACAGUGACAGCAUGUAGGUACAUAAUAAGCAUUUAUCCUUCAAAAUACACUGCUCAAUUUUCUACAAAAUACGCUUUAAGAGUCGUAUCAGUCUUUUUUGGAAUCAGCUGUAGGUACAUACCAUUUACUGACAAUUUUUAGUAUUUUUUUAUUUAAGUUAAAUUCCUCGACAAGUAAGGCCGUUGGCAUGGUACAGUUGAUUUCGUAAACAUAUUUUAGUAUAAUGUGUAGUGUGUGUUGAGUAAAUGUCUUGUUACUUAGUAAAGUCAACUGCAUUGUCCUUACAAAGAGACGCUAAUUGUAUCUUAUUUAUGCUUACAUAAAACUAUUGAAUUAUUA